Molecule: messenger RNA, 1714 nt
Organism: Phaeodactylum tricornutum CCAP 1055/1
Lineage: Eukaryota; Bacillariophyta; Bacillariophyceae; Surirellales; Neidiaceae
Exons: 1
Coding region: 237-1601 (454 amino acids)
Source: RefSeq, a predicted model, not a curated record
AAUCCCGAUCGUAGAUCGACUCCCGAUUCGAUUGUUGACAGAGCUGAUCUGCUUCCAGUUACUGCGCAACUCCAGUUGCUAGCGUUAAAAACAACCUAAUGAGCGAAGGGCUCUUGCGAGAGAGAGUCUCGUCGUGUUGAAACUGUUGCAAACAGAUUACUUUUCCCUACCAGUGCUACUGCUGCUGCUACUUGCUACUGUUACAGUUGCUCGCUUGUGCGACCGAACACGAGAGUAUGCAAUUCUCACCAACGCCGCUGGAAGAGCCGCGGUGGGAUCGCACGGUGAAAGUCGUCGUCUCUCCCGCCACGGCUACGGUCUCGAGACCUUCUACAGAUCGCGCGACGGAACACGACAGCCAUGAGGGCAACGGGGACGCGCCCAUGGAUAGGCCGCUAAAUCCGAUUGUCGGUUGCCUGAGCAUGGAAGCCGGGGAACCUACUCAACAAGCAGAACACGCGGGAGUUGGCGAGGAGGUAUUGGAAAAGACGGCCUAUGUGGAGGAAGGAGCAUCAGUGCUAGGAGCCGAGACGCUUGUUCCGGAUGCUGCCUCUGAAGAUGAGCGCGAUGUUCCGAUGAUCACGACAACAAAUCCAGCUUACGCAAUUCCACCAAUAUCCGUGCCGAGCGACCAAAAGAACACGGACGUUGAUACGAACACGACUGAAGUACCGCCCUUUGCCAUGGGAGAUCACGUGUAUCGCUUGACGGGACCGUUUGGAUUGUCCCAGCAUCACGCUAUCGUACUGACUGUGGCACGGAACGAAACGUCGCCCCUCGAGUGGAUCUUGGAGAUUGCUGACUUUGAUGCUUUGCUGGGAGCCCAGUCGGAUCUUGAUCAGAAUGAAAUGAGACAAACGGAUUGUACGUCCACACCGCAACAUGCUGGUAUGGUUGAAGCAACGUCACAGUCCCCCCACACAACCGAACUCGAAAAUGCCGACGCGGAGGCUUUGGAGUCCGUCGAUAAUCACGAGACGCCCAAAAAAACUGACGUCGCACUCACCUCACAGUACGUUCGAGAGUAUCGCACGUCCGAUUCCACGGUGACUUGGCACAAGGUACAGUACCACGCACGCUGGCUGCGCCGUCAUUUUGGUCGUAGUGGAACGUGUACCGCAGCCGCAGCCGACGCUCCGGGUAUGGUUCGAGCCCGGGUGGACUUUCUUUUGCAUCACCCCGAGGCCUUACCGCCUUACCACAUGCUCCAAGCCAAUACGGAGUGUGUCGCGGUUUGGUGUCGAACUGGUACAUGGGCUACAUUGCAAGCCACGUCUUGGUUAGCCGUGACGGCGGCGGGACAAGCCAAGUCGGCCGCGACGCUAGCAACCGUCGCCGCGUCCACCACCGUCACCGUUCCUGCGGCCGGACUCUGGGGUUGGAUGGGCUACACCUCCCAGGCUAGUUUGGCCGUCACCCAACCGCACCUUCUACCGGCCAUUGCCGCCUACGGAGUCGUGACGGUGGGACUCCCGCUGUUGUUUCUCCAAAAGGCCAAGCAAAAAUGGAAAGACGUCACGGUUCAACUCAAUACGGCCUUUUGGGACUGGGCUCAGUCGUCGGAGGACUUUGUCGAGUCUCUGCUGCAGUGGAGCAGCUAACACGAUCCUGUGGUUCUUGUCGACUAAAGAGACAGGAUCAAUGAUGGCAAUUGAAAAGUCAUGUUGGGACCGUAACGUCGGAAGGUCAGUCAUGGACGUUUAGAGGUGCAUCU